AUGAAAGAAAAUGCAAGUCUCGCAGAGCGCCAAGACAUCCAUCCAAGCCAAGCACUCGAUGCCACAGCCCAGCACCCCUCCGUCUUCAUCACCGAGCUGCUUACACCACAUAACAGUGCCAUGUCUGAGCUUAUCUCUGGAAUCGCGAAAUUGAGUCCUUUCUCAAAGGUAAAGAAGGCCGUGGACGACGAUGAUCUCGGUGAAGAGACCGACGCCAAUACAGUUGCGGGCGGCGGCCACGCUGCGCGACCAACGGCCAUCACGAAAGAACGGCUCAGGGUCAGCCAUGCCCUGAAGUCCUUCUUAGUACAUGAGGGUGUUCUAGCCGAAAGAGAUGCUGGCUUGGAUUCGGAUUCGGAUCAGCCAACUGAAGGCCUUCGCGCUCUCCUCAACGAGCCUCACGUCAACGUGCCUACAGAAGUCUCAGAUAGAUCACAUCCUCUACCUGACUACUUCGUCAGUUCCAGUCACAAUACUUACCUGGUAGCUCACCAACUCUUUGGAGCAUCCAAUGCUACUGCAUACGAGACCGCUCUUUCUACCGGCGCUCGCUGCGUCGAAAUCGACGCGUGGGAUAACGAUGACGACAACGAGGAACCAAAAGUUACUCACGGGUACACGCUCGUGUCGCACAUCCCAUUUCGAAAGGUGUGUGAAGCGAUCCGGGAUGUUGUCGAUAAAGAGACCGCCGUGGCCUCCAACCCUGCACCAAUCAUGCUUUCUCUAGAGAACCAUUGCUCUACCCAUGGCCAACUCCGGCUUGCGCAAAUAAUGAAAGAAGUAUGGGGAGACAGACUCCUAAGCAAGGCCAUCCGCGAAAAAGGGACUCGUGAGGAAGAGGGUGGUGAGCAUGUUACACUUGAGGAGUUAGGGUCAAAGAUCAUUGUUAUUGUCGAAUAUCACCUCCCAAACGAGGCAGCCAGCAGCGACAGCAGCGACAGCUCUGAGGACGAAGAUGAACGUAAAGAUCACCAAGCCUAUAAAGACCAGAGAAGAGCAACCAAUGCUGGCACUAUCAUUCCGGAGCUUGCAGAAUUGGGAGUGUAUGCUCAGUCCGUUAAACCUGCCAACACCUCGUGGUUUCAAAGCCAGCUUGAGAAUCGGCCACACCACCAUCUCAUCAAUGUCUCCGAAACAGGUCUGAAAGCCUUCUUACCUGCUCAAAGCACUAAAAUUGCUCGACAUAACUCUAAACACCUUAUGCGUGUGUUUCCAAAGGGGACGCGCAUCUCCUCAAAAAAUUUGAGUCCUGUUCCAUUUUGGGGUGUUGGAGCUCAGAUCUGCGCUAUGAACUGGCAAACCUUUGGCGCGCCAAUGCAACUCAAUGAAGCGCUGUUCAGUGGAUCCGACGGCUAUGUAUUGAAGCCUACGGCCCUUCGAGGGGGCGGUAGCGGCAAUCUGAAUACAGGUCGAAAGAAGAAGCUUCGACUUCACAUCGGAGGCGCAACAGAUAUUCCGAUCCCGGCAAAGCGCGACACCGACGAUGUGAUCAGACCAUACCUGACCUGUACUUUGGUCCACCCCAACGACCUAGCAAACAGCCCCACGAAGCGUAAGACUGCUCCAUAUAAGCCGCAUAAGAUCACAGGGUUUCUUCAUCGCGAAAAUCCUGCGCCAACUGAUCCAUUGUGGAAGGAAACGCUGGAAUGGGAAUACGAGGACAAUGAGCUGGUGUUCUUGAGACUCCUCAUCAAAAGCGACGAUAGCUUCGCAAGCAACCCAACGUUCGCGGUUGCAGCACUUCGAGUAUCGUAUGCUGCGCAGGGGUGGAAGUUCAUUAGGAUGCUAGAUCUAAAGGGUCAUGAGACAAAGUGUUCGCUGCUCUUCAUAAUACUCGCAAUCGGCUGGGACCUAUUAAGAGACUCCAAGCUGUCCCUUACUCAUCUGUCCUUGUUUCUCCCUCUGUCUAUCAUGAAAUUUCAUGCUUCAAAUUCUGAGAUCUCUCCUGCCGUCAUUCGCUUCCUUUCCUCAUUUUGACGUCCUCAUGGGUGGUGAGACUCUCACUUAGGUAUGAGGCUAAGCCUACCCCAUCACAGUGUGUCCAACCGUUAGUACACCUAAUAGUACAGUACUGCAGUACAGCGAUUUUGGUCACGUACGUACGUACAGGGCAUCUACUCAGUAUACUGUACUAUACAUGAGGCUGCUGUACUAACUGUUU
This is a messenger RNA of Lindgomyces ingoldianus, 2161 nucleotides long. Its product is annotated as PLC-like phosphodiesterase. NCBI's taxonomy places the organism in Eukaryota, Fungi, Ascomycota, Dothideomycetes, Pleosporales, Lindgomycetaceae. Gene Ontology annotation, molecular function: phosphatidylinositol-4,5-bisphosphate phospholipase C activity. The transcript has 5 exons. The coding region runs from base 1 to 1977 and encodes 658 amino acids. Gene Ontology annotation, biological process: phosphatidylinositol-mediated signaling; lipid metabolic process. The record is from RefSeq and is a predicted model, not a curated record.